This is a messenger RNA of Entrophospora candida, 387 nucleotides long. The record is from the annotation of a GenBank genome assembly. NCBI's taxonomy places the organism in Eukaryota, Fungi, Glomeromycota, Glomeromycetes, Entrophosporales, Entrophosporaceae.
AUAUUUUCAAGAGCAACAAAACAUAUCAGUGCAAGUGGUUAUCCAACACUAUCAUCCUCUGUACCAAUAUACAAUUGGCUUAUAAACCAAUUAGAAGAUUAUGAAGACUUGACAGAUAUUUCAGAUGAAAUGAAAGUCACUAUAACUAAAGCAAAAAAUAAAUUAUUGCAAUAUUAUAAUAAAACUGAUGCUUCAUUGUAUACAAUAACAACAAUUGAAUAUGCACCAAUUAAUUCUGAAAUUAGUAAUAAUGAAAAUGAUGGUGAGGAUGAUUUAACAAGUCAGAUUUAUAAGCAUAAACAUAUUGCCCACAAUUCCAAUGAAUUAGAUUUGUACCUCAAAGAUCCAAAUGCACAAGAAAAGACUGAUGUUUUGUUAUGGUGGAAG